AAAGGAUAAAUGUCAAGAGUCAAUUAUAAAUCUGGCUGGGAGAAUUUUGAGAUAAAAAAUUUUAAUUCUGCGUUAAAAAUAUCAACUUAAAAUAAUUAUUUAUUAAUUUGAAAAAUUUAAAAUAAGAAAUUGAAAAGUUGGAGAUUGAAUUGCAAUGAAGUUAUCACUAAAACGAUAUUCCUUUAUUUUAUUUUUUCAGUUUUCAUUUUUGUUUAUAGAUCUUUUAUUGAACAGUUUCGCAUAUUUGGCUAGAGGUGACAAACUUUCAAUUAUAUUUGUUUUUCUCGCUCAAGAUAUUUGUUUAAUAUUGGCUUUUACUACUCUUAUAUUCUCCAUGUAUUCAACGUAUAUUUAUCAAGCUGGUGUUGCUGAAUUACUUUAUAAAAAAUUUCGUUUACCAUUAAUUGUUUUAACAAUUUAUUUUAUGCUUUGUGUUGGUUAUCAUGUAUUCAGUGUCAUGAGUCAUGAUAAAAGUCCUUAUUCCUUCCAAUGGCCUGCAGGACUCACAGCAUUAUUUAUUCUUCAAAGAUUAUUUUCACCUGUAUAUUAUUAUCUGUACAAACGUUCUGCAUUAAGAAUGAGUGAUCCAAGAUUUUAUGAAAAUAUGGAUUGGGUAGCUGAACAGUUGGCUAUCAAAUAAAUAAAUUCAAUUUUCUUUAAAUACAUGAUUAACAAAAUUUUAUUCAUUUUAAAUUUCUAAUAUGUAUAUACAUAGAAUAUAGGUAAAUAUAUAUAUUUGAUCAUAUAUUUAUAUAAAAUUAAUUAAUAUUCCUAUUAGAUG
Molecule: messenger RNA, 781 nt
Organism: Condylostylus longicornis
Lineage: Eukaryota; Metazoa; Arthropoda; Insecta; Diptera; Dolichopodidae
Product: transmembrane protein 138
Exons: 4
Coding region: 155-640 (161 amino acids)
Cellular component (GO): cilium
Source: RefSeq, a predicted model, not a curated record